AUGACACAUACAGAUAAUACAUUACCUAUUCCCAACAUUCUUACGCUACACUCGCUUUUAUCGGGGCAUCCGCCUUUGCGUCCGUCAUUACGUGCAUUAGAUGAACCAAGAAAUCUAGAAAUUAACAUUGUUUCUUCAUCUGAAUCUGCAAGCCAACGUAGUGUUGAGGUUAAGCUUGGUGAAACCUACGUAUCAUGCAAAGUGUCUGCACAAAUCACACAGCCUUAUGAAGACCGACCAUUUGAGGGCACUUUUGCCAUAAGUACGGAAAUCACCGCAAUGUGCUCUCCUGCCUUCUCAAAUAGUAACAAUACUGAUUUCAGCACUGCUGCUCCAGCAAUUGUACCAGCAACAUCCGUGAAUGUUCCAAGUAAUGGGGAAAGUAACAACAACAAUAACAGCAAUAAUGGUUCUGGCUCUGGGAAUCAAGAGAAUCAACUAAGUAUGGGCGGAGGUGCAGUGAUGGGAUUAGCCGCUGACCAGGGGGCAACUGAGAUUUUAUUGGGCAGGCUCAUCGAGAAGGGUGUGCGUCGAUCCAAUGCACUUGACUUGGAGUCGUUGUGUAUUAUUGCAGGACAGAAAUGUUGGGCUGUCAGGGCCGACGUUAGGUUUUUAAAUUAUGAUGGUAAUUUAGUCGAUGCGGCGAGUAUAGCUGUGAUUACUGCUUUGUUGCACUUCCGGAAACCAGAUGUUGAGUUGGUUGGUAGCGGAGAGGGCACUGAAUUGAUCAUCUAUGAUGAAAAACAGAGAGAGAUGGUACCAUUGAGUAUAUUACAUAUACCAAUCUGUGUUACGUUUCAGUUUUUCUCCACCGAAAGUGUCGAAAGAAACAUCAAGGGUGAAUCUUUGGAUUCAAGGUCUAGAAGCAGACAGGUCAAAAGUAACAAUGGCGAUGAAGGUGAUGAUGAUCUAAUGGACGUUGAUUAUGAGGCCAAUGAUGGACCAAGAGCGUCCAACGAGGUUGUUAUUGUGGAUGCCACGUCAGAAGAAGAGUUAUUAUCACAGGGUUCAAUGACGGUGACGUUGAACUCCAACAAGGAGCUAUGUCAGAUCAGUAAGAGUGGAGGAUUGAAUGUCGAUUCAAAGAAGGUUCUAGAGUGUUGCCAAAUUGCUUCCAAGAUUGUAGAUAAGUGGACAAAACAAAUCAAACAAGUCCUAGCUGACGAUGAAAAGAAGCGUCGGAAUCCGCUCAUUGAGAAGACCUUGAGUACUGUCAACGAUAGAAGCAGUUGA
Messenger RNA from Pichia kudriavzevii, 1233 nucleotides. RefSeq lists its product as uncharacterized. Gene Ontology annotation, biological process: U5 snRNA 3'-end processing; nuclear polyadenylation-dependent rRNA catabolic process; U1 snRNA 3'-end processing. Lineage: Eukaryota; Fungi; Ascomycota; Pichiomycetes; Pichiales; Pichiaceae. The record is from RefSeq and is a predicted model, not a curated record. The transcript has a single exon. The coding region runs from base 1 to 1233 and encodes 410 amino acids. Gene Ontology annotation, cellular component: cytoplasmic exosome (RNase complex); nuclear exosome (RNase complex).